AGAUUCGCACACGUGGUCUACCUGAGGACGUGGUAGGACCUGUACGUGUUGUGACAAUUGAAAACGUAGAUGCAAACAUGUGUUGUGGCACACAUGUUAGAAACUUGUCUGAUCUUCAAGCUAUUAAGUUGCUCCACACAGAGAAAGGAAAAGCUAACAAAACAUUGUUGUAUUUUGUGGCAGGUCAGAGAGUUUUAAGAUAUCUUGGCGAAUGUGUAGAACGUGAAAGACAGCUGAACACCAUACUUCACUCCUGUCCCUCUGAUCACAUACGCCUUGUUGAAAAGAUCCAAAAUGACCUCAAAUCUAGUCUACGUUCCUUACGAGAAGCCAUGAAAGACUUAGCAAUCUCAGAAGGGCAGAAGUUUACUGUGCUGCAUCCUCGACCUGCAGUUUAUUUCCAUCAUCGUCGUGAUGGAGAUAUGGACUACUUGAGUGCCAUUAUUAAUGAAAUCAAUGAUGAUAAUGUGUUGAAAGUCUUAACUGUAGGCGAAGACAAAGGCCCAGGCUCACUUGUAGUACACGGACCACAGGAUCUCGUGUCACAGAUUGGACCGAAGGUAUGCGAAAUCUUGGAAGGGCGAGGAGGAGGCAAGAGUCGAUUCACAGGAAAGGUCACAAGGUUAGGGAAGCGUAACGAAGUGGAGAAGUAUGUUCGAAGUGUCCUAGAGAGCAAGACCAAUGAAGGAUAAAGGGAUUUUGAAAAUAUUUUGUUGGAAUUUUGUGUGUGUGUGUGUGUGUGUGUGUGUGUGUGUGUGUGUGUGUGUGUGUGUGUGUGUGUGUGUGUGUGUGUGUGUGUGUGUGUGUGUGCACGUGUG
Messenger RNA from Penaeus monodon (black tiger shrimp), 818 nucleotides. Its product is annotated as alanyl-tRNA editing protein Aarsd1-B-like. Gene Ontology annotation, biological process: tRNA aminoacylation. Bases 78 to 692 code for a protein of 204 amino acids. The record is from RefSeq and is a predicted model, not a curated record. Gene Ontology annotation, molecular function: aminoacyl-tRNA ligase activity; ATP binding. NCBI's taxonomy places the organism in Eukaryota, Metazoa, Arthropoda, Malacostraca, Decapoda, Penaeidae. The transcript is spliced from 5 exons.